UCUACGACGUCGUCGAUGGAAGGCGGCACCGGUACAACAAGGUGGACCAGGUCGAAGGGUCCAGUGGAUUGUGAUCCCACUGCUGUUCUGUUUACAGAACAGGGGAAGAAGAAGAAGAAGAAAACCGCAACGGUGGCAGGGGUCGGGACAGGUGACGAUCCGGCCAUGGCAGAAAAGGAAAACAUCGCGGAGUUGCUUCGGACAAUGUUGGCACAACAGAACGCGACGAUUCAGACGCAACUUGACAACCUAAAUCAGCAAUUGACGGAACUCAGGACGACGACAAAUGCCCCUGUUCCGUUGAGGAAUAUCGCCGACGAAGCUUUAGUGGCCAAUCCAAAUCCAAAUCAGGGCAAUGAUGGGGAUCGACAACUAGAAACAGGGCCAGGCAACAAUUUGGCUGAACUGAGGGGGAUUAAGCUGCAAUUGCCUCCGUUUUCUGGCUCCAACAACGCCUUUGCUUUUCUCGACUGGGAAAGGAAGGUGAUGUUGUUUUUUCAGUGCGGCAACUAUAGCGAGGCGCAAAAGGUACUCCUUGUGACAUACGAGUUCACCAACUACGCCGCACAGUGGUGGGAGCAGACCCGACUCCGCCGACGGUGGAAUUUGCAACCUAAGAUCAUGACGUGGGGAGAAUUGCGGGGUCUUAUGCGCGAACGGUUUGUGCCCGGCUAUGAUCAGCGGGAAUUGCACGAAACAUUGCAGGGUUUGCGCCAAGGGUCACGAUCUGUCGAAGAGUACUUCCGCGAGUUUGAGCUGCUUAUGAUGAGGGCUGACGUUAGGGAAGACCGCGAAGCAACUAUUGCGCGUUUCCUCUAUGGUCUAAACCGAGAGCUUCGACAAGAAGUUGAGCUAAGGGCUUUCAUCGAGUUAGAAGAGGUUGUUCACUUGGCCGUCAAGGUUGAAAGACAACUCAAACUCGUUCCUGGAAGGCGGAAUUCACCUGCCAACAAGACCAAUACAGAGGCUAUUCCCAACUCUGCUUCGUUACCAAUGCAAACCGAAGCCGAGAAAACGGCAAUUCGCAAUCCGCAGCUAAAAUGGAAGGCUGCAGUGCUCAGAUUCAGUGUUUUAAAUGCUUGGGGCGUGGACACAAGGCAAACCAAUGCCCGAAUCGGAAAACUCUCGUACUCAGGGACGGAGAGUACUACUCUGAGGAUGAUGAGGAAACUCCGGCAAAACUGGCAAUCGACUCUAAAGUAGACGAAAUCAAAGAGGAAAUCCAACCUGAAAUUGCGCCACUGCCAGGCAAGUUGUUUGCAGUCAGCCGAAGGGCGCUCACCGCGACUCAUCAAGCCGAGAUAGACCAAAGGGAGAACCUCUUUCAAUCGCGGUGUUUGGUCGAGGGUCAACUGCUGUCAGUAAUCGUCGAUGGCGGCAGUUGCGCUAACGUUGUUAGCUAGGACGUUGUUAAGCACUUGGGACUAAACACAAGUCUCCAUCCAGCACCAUAUAAUUUGCACUGGCUUAACGACUACGGCGCAAUAAAAGUUCAGCGACAAG
Molecule: messenger RNA, 1503 nt
Organism: Linum trigynum
Lineage: Eukaryota; Viridiplantae; Streptophyta; Magnoliopsida; Malpighiales; Linaceae
Source: the annotation of a GenBank genome assembly